GAGCUUAUAUUUGUGCUACACCACGUCCCCUUGCUGAUUUCGGUGAGCAGUUUUGCUCACUGAGGCGACUCGGUGUCAAUCAUUGGUGGGGACACUUGCCACCUGGGCGCCCCUUACGCUUCCUUACAGAUGCUCCAGCCACUCCGCGUGCCAACUCAUCAUAGGGCACCGUCAAGCCCGGCUGACGUCACCCCAGUCCUGCCUCUGUAAUCGAAAGAGACGCUAAUCCUGCUCCUCUCCAAAGCCGGGCAGUGGGAGGGGUGGGACAGCGGGGGAUGCUGAGAGAAACACCAGAGACAAGGAAGUUGGACAAGGGAGACAAGGGACAGACUCCACAGUCGUCUAAACAGGCGAAACGGGACCGAACCAGGCGCAUCUCCACCCACUGAUCGUCUCCUGGGGUCCCUGCGUUCGGGGCUCACCCCAUCCAAGCUUCGCCCUGGAGGGCAAAAGCCUGUGUGAGGGCUCUGCAGAGGGGGGGUGCUGUGGGAGCUGGUCACCCCCUCCUGCACCCCCUCUUGUGUCCUCUGCACUCCCUGAGGAGGAGCCAGGCUUCACCACCGUGGAGCUGUGCCAAGAUGAAGAGCACAUCUGUCUGACUGCAGUUGAGGGAGGGAUGGAGGAGAUUAGUGGACAAAAUCCAAACUGCGAAGACGCAGAACGAAAGGACGAAAGACUGUCGUUCCAGAUCUUCCCCGACCCCGUUGAGGUCGUCCUGACCCCGGACACCUCCUUCAGCAGCCUGGACCUGGACCACGAGAAGGAGCGCCUGCCCUCCAUCGUGGUGGAGCCCACGGAGGUGAACGAGGUGGAGAGCGGCGAGCUGCGCUGGCCUCCGGAGAACACGGACUCGGAGGAGGACGAGGAGGACCUGUUCCUGGAGCAGUGCAUCCCCCCGGCCAACAUCGCAGACUGGGGCGAUGACGAGGAGGAGGAGGAGGACACGUCGGUCAUACUGAACCAGCAGCAAGGCUUGACACUCAUUGACCUUCAGUCAGACACGUUCAGAGACGACACCCCGACCCUCCCGCCGAGCAGUGCCCCGGCCCUCAACUGAGCCAUGAGCGACGACGACCCGCAAACCCCCCGACUACGUCAAGCGCUAUGGAGAAACUCAGCAACCAGUCACCCGGUUAACUCGGAUGAGUGUAUGUUUCUGCUUUCACUGCAUCACAACCAGGCCUAUAAAUACAAACUGUUUGGAUGUUGGUGAGAAGCAACUUUUUUUUUUGCUGACGGUGUGACUUUAUGUUUCAUUUCUGUUUUUAUUUCCUAUUUUUCAAGGAAUGCAGUUAAAUAAAAAAUACACGAUGCCAUGGUCCUCUCGUGAAGGCGUGUCAUUGAGGAGCUCUCUUAUCGGGGCUCGUGUGUGCGACUAUCUUCAACCAUCAGCAUUUCUCAGUAAUUUGUGUAAAGCACACACAAAAAACCAUCACACAGGAGGCAGCUUUAGUUUCUCAUCAGUAGCUGUAGAUGCCAUUAAUGCAUAGUGAGUAGGCUGAUUUGUCAAUGACUUGUUUAUACGGAAAAGCUGUGCUGAAUACAAGGAAUAUGUGUGAAUAAAGUAUGACUCACAGUGGAAUCAUGUUUUUGGAUGUGGACGUUUCUUCUUUACUAAGCUUAAUUUUUUAAAUAGGUAAUAAAUUGCAUUCUAAGAAGCCUCAAAUAGUUUAUUUAGAAUCCUUUAGACGUGAUCCUAAAAUGAAAACACACGCACACAGUUCUGUACCAGUUGUUCCUACACUCAUAUAUGGGCAGCCUCAGUGCAGAUGAUGAUGAUGUGUGAUUGUGAAAGCGCGUGUGGGCUGG
Betta splendens (Siamese fighting fish) is the source of this 1809-nucleotide messenger RNA. It is a transcript of the gene lbhl, whose product is annotated as LBH regulator of WNT signaling pathway, like. Lineage: Eukaryota; Metazoa; Chordata; Actinopteri; Anabantiformes; Osphronemidae. Gene Ontology annotation, biological process: positive regulation of DNA-templated transcription. Gene Ontology annotation, cellular component: nucleus. The record is from RefSeq and is a predicted model, not a curated record. The transcript is spliced from 4 exons. The coding region runs from base 617 to 1057 and encodes 146 amino acids.